Molecule: messenger RNA, 10396 nt
Organism: Aplysia californica (California sea hare)
Lineage: Eukaryota; Metazoa; Mollusca; Gastropoda; Aplysiida; Aplysiidae
Product: eukaryotic translation initiation factor 4 gamma 1
Exons: 35
Coding region: 164-6637 (2157 amino acids)
Cellular component (GO): eukaryotic translation initiation factor 4F complex
Molecular function (GO): mRNA binding; protein binding; translation initiation factor activity
Source: RefSeq, a predicted model, not a curated record
GAUUCAUGCUCUUUAGAUUUUACGACUACCGAACGGCAUUACUGACCCGGAAGUGAAUCCCGUUACCGAAUAUUACCGAAGUAUCUCCAUCAGGAGAAUGUCUUCGAAAACGAGCCUGUAAACCCGUCCCAGUAGAGGACUCAAUGCGAGAGAAAUCUAUGAAAUGACAUCAAGAGGAAACUCAUCAAUAUCACCCCCGGUUCAGAUAUCUGUGCAAUCUCAACCGAGACAAGUAAACGCUCUUCCAUCUGGAACCCCACCCCCUCAGCAGCAGUUCUACGCUGGACAGACACAGCUGCCGCAGGGUGUGUUUGAGUACCAACAGACUCCAGCACAGCAACAAGGGCAGCAGCUGCUGUCUUAUCAGGCUUAUGGCAGCGCCCCGAACGACAUAAGAGUGAGCGGCGGCAGCGGGCGGGGCGCGGCCCCCCAGCAGGGUCUGGUACAGGGUGGAGCCUUCUACCAGCAGGCCGGCCAAACCAUGAGGCCCCAGCAGAACCCCCAGAACCAACCCCCAGUUUUGCCUUUGCAGUACUACAUAAGUACCCCGAACAAUUUGCGCCAGCGGCCUCCCCAGCCUGUGUUGAUGCUCCAGCCCCAGGCCCCGGGCUUCCCUCCUGGUGGUAAUAUGGUCAUCCCCACCCAGAACAUGUACCACCAGAGGGUGCCCCUGUUCACCCCCCCGAACAGCUAUGCCUUUGGGGGCACCAACAACUGCCAGGUGUUCUUCGCCCCGAAUGGUCAGAUGGUGAGAGGUCCGAUGCCGGGCCCGGGCUCUGCGCGGAGUGCCCCCGCCCCACGGGAGAGGCGGCUGAUUGAGAUCAAGGACCCGACCUCGGGACGCAACGUGACGGAGGAGCUCUUGCACGGGCCCCAGUCGGCCGACAGUGCCGAACAGAUGGAAGAGCGUCCGGUGAUACAGGGCAACCAGCAAGUGGCUCAGGAGUUUGCCACCCGCGUGGCGGAGAGAAUCCAGACACCCGUGGCCGGGUCGACGCCCAUGGAGCCCCCGCAGACGUCGGCGCCGGUGGUGGAGAGCAACGGGCUUCCCUCCCCCUACCAGCAGCCCCCGCCCCCUCCUCAGCAGGGCCAGCAGCCUCCCAACAUGAUCCGACCCAUGCAACAUCCCUCCCACAUGAUGCCGCCCGGACAGAAUCCGAUGCACCCACCUCACAACAUGAUGCCCGGCCACGGUCAGGGCAUCCUGGGCCAGCCGCCCAACUCUGGUGCCGCCCCAGACAUGAUGCCGCACAUCCGGCCUCCCAUGUCCGAGGUGAUGAACCUCAGUGUGCCACCCCCCUCUCUGCCUCCACAGGUGCGCCAGACGACGCCGGCGCAGAUGUUUGUGUCUCAGCAGCCCCAGCAGCCGCACGCUCCUUCCCUGCCGCACGGCCCCCGCCACCCACAACAACAACAACAGCCCCCCCAGGGCCCGACUCAGGUGAGGACACAAGUCCCCCCACCUGCCAUGGCACCCACACCCCCGCCGCAACAGGCCGCUCCCCCUCCUCCCACACAACAACAGCCACAACCGCUGCCCUUACAACAGCCAGUUGUCCCCCCUCAGCCGGCGCCCGUGACCCCCGCCCCCCUCCUCCCCGCGGCGACCCCCGACAGCCCAGCACCCGUGGUGGCGCCCCCACAGCCCGCCCGUCCGGAGCCAACAGUCGCGAAGGCCCCAGCUGCCGCCCCGGCGGUGGUGGAGAAGAAGACGACGGUUGAAGUUGUCCCCCCUCCGGCCGCUGAGAACAUUCCCCCCAAACCCGCGGCGAGUGCCGUUGUGGAGAAGAGAGCGUCCCCGGCCAAAGAAGUGUCGCCAGCCCCGGCCCCCGUUGUCGCUGAAGUGCCCCCGCCACAGACAAACGCGACGACGGCCAAGGCAAAAGAGCAGACGCCACCACCGCCUUCACCAGCAGCAGCGGUGAAAGAUGACCCCCCAACCAAAACUGAGGAAAUCAAAGACACAGCCUCGUCAGGAGCCAGCACGCAAGGCAAAGAUGUCAGAAAAGGGAAAAAGAAAAAAGAGAUCAAUCGUAAGGAAAUCAGUGGAUCCGAUAUGGAUGCCUUCAUAGAUAAACCAGAUACUCCCAGUCCAGGGCAGCUCGAGUCUGCCCCCUCAGGCCUUAGUUUCACUUCUGAUGGCUCUCUUGGAUUGGAAAACGGGCAGAUGAGUGAUCAUCAUUCUGUUGCCAAUGGAGUAAGGAACUCCCCCCGAGAACUUUCAGGGAGAUCGACGUCUCCGAGUCCAGACUCGGCAGAAUCCUCAACCAGACCAGCGCAGCAUUCUGCACCACCAAGCAGGAGCGAGGGGGAGAGACCAGGGGCUGGGGCCCAGCCGAUGUUGUACUCCAAGAUAGUAGCCAGGUCACCCAAGACUCCGGUACUGGCUCCCGCCUGGCAGCGGCGAUCACGGACGCCCGAGGAUACUUCAGCCGCGUCGUCGCAGCAGCAGGCUUUGACCACAGGAACAGACGGCACUGAUGUUGCGCAGGAACCUCCCAAAGUUGUAGAAGUCGUUGUAAGCCCAGCGAACGCUUCGUGCAAUAAUGGGUUUGCAGAAGCAGAGGGCGUAGCAAAUGGACAAACAGGACAGACAAACGGGGAUCACGUUUCUGCCGAGGAGCAUGAAGAGACACCUGUCACUGACCCCUCUGUCACUGACCGCUGUGUGACCGGCGCCAGUGAGCCGAGCAAGGACUCGGAUAGCAACGACCCCACCAGCGAGGAAAGAUCUGCCAGCCCGACGGUGCCAGAUGCCGUGCAGGAGAACGGGGAUUCGAGGAAGGAGCAGAAAUGUGCUCCCACAGCUCGAGGAGGAUCAGUCAGUGGCACCGCGGAGGUUGAGAAGCCUGUGGCCGCCCAGGCUGAGAGUAAGCACAAACUUAAGAAAAAGAAGAAGAAAAAAGGACGAAAGUCUCCGCCCAUCCAGAAAGGAAAGCAAGGAGUGGUCGUAGAUCAAGAGGGCAAGGACAGCGAGUCUGUGGAGAGCAAGCCUCCACUGCCGCCCUCGGCCGUAGAGAGACAAGCGUCGGCGGAGAAGUCUCCGGCAGCCCGCGAUGUCAAACCCACGUUCUCGUACGCCGCGGCAGCCACAGGAGAGAAGGCCAAGGAGGCGUCUGCGCGGCCUGUCGCCCAAGUGGAGGCCCCGGCUCAGCCCGUGGAGGAGAAGAAGCCAGCCGCCGUCGCUGGCCCGGACACCACAGACAACAAAACAAAGGCUGCUCCCAAAGUGGAGGCCGCACCGCCCGCUGCUUCUGUGGCCACGCCUCCUCCUGUCGCCCCCGCAGAAGUCAAGCCGGCCGCCGCGCCUGUUGUAAAUCAAAACCAAGCCCCCAAGAAAGAGCAGUCCCCUGUCCCCGCAGCAGUUGAACCUCCAAAGCCAUCUGCCCCGGCCCCGGCACCUGCUCCCUCCCCUGCCCCCGCCCCCGCCCCCGCCCCCACCCAAGCGCCUGCUGCCGUCCAAGCCAGCAAACCGGAGCCUGCUGCAGAGCCAGAGAGGCGGAAGGAAGCACCGGCACCUCGCGUACUGGAGGAAGAUCGUCCAGACAACACGCGGGUCUCGGAGGAGAAGGCGGCGGAAAUCAAAGACACAAAGCGGGACAUCAAUGAUGAGAACCAACCGCCCAAAGACACUGGCAUCAAGCCGGAGGAAAGCAAGAAAGUGAGCAGUUUGGUUCUGGAAGAAGAUGUUGCCAAAUUCCGGAAAGAUUCUAAGGAUAAACUGACUUAUGACAGAGCUUACCUUAUGGAGUUGCGAGGAUGUGCGUCGUCGCAGACUAAACCUGAGGGUCUUCCAAACUUGGAUAUCAUUCUGGAUAAGCCGGUGAUCAAUGCCAACAGAGGAGGCAUGGCAGGCCCCAUGGACUUCACUCCGUCGUUUUUCCAGCCAGGCGUUGGUGGUCAGAGGCAUGCUCCGCCGAUGGGCAAGAGCAGCAGUCGAGGCCGACAGAGACCCGAUGUUCCCAUGCCCAAGAUCAUCACCCGCUUGUCCCUCACCACAGACGCCAAGCCGCUGCAUCAGAGCGAGAAGCCCUGGAAGUCGACACGCGGUCAACCAGCCUCAGGGGAGCAGGCUGAGAAGAAUAAAUCUCUGGAAGCAGAGACUUUGUUCAUCAUGAACCGUCUGACGCCCACAAACUUUGAGCGUCUUGCUGGUGAGAUGAGGAAACUGCAGGUCAAGAACUACGAGGACUUGCAGGAGCUGGUCAAAAUAUUCUUUGACAAAGUGACGAUGGAAACGAAAUUCGUGUCUGCUUAUGCAAUGUUGUGUAAAGUGAUGUCCUCGCUGAAGGUCCCCCCGCCCCCCGGCCUGAAGGAGACGGCAGCGACCUUCCGUGUGGUCAUGUUGUCCAAGUGUCAGCAGGAGUUCGAGGCGGACAAGACCAUCAUUUUUGAAGACCCUGAGGAGAAGAAGAAAAAAAUUGAGCAGGAAAUGCCGGACAGUACGGAACGUGCAGAGCUGAUAGAAAAGACUCUGUAUCAGAUGAAACUGAAGAGACUGAAAUUCUAUGGCAACAUCAGAUUUAUCGGAGAAUUGUUCAAGCUGGGCAUGCUCACGGAAAAUAUCAUGCAUGACUGUAUAUUCCGUCUGCUGAAGGCUCGGGAUGACGACUCCCUCGUCUCGCUCUGCCAGCUCAUCACCACUGUCGGACAGAAUCUGGACACCGAAAAAGCAAAGGCACGGAUGGAUCAAUAUUUCACUCAAAUGUCCAAGAUUGCUGAUGAGCGAAAGUCCAGGAUUAAGUUCACUCUUAAAGAUGCCAUUGACUUGAGAAAUAACAACUGGGUGCCAAGGAAGGAACAGGCCGGCCCCAAGAAAAUCGAUGAAGUUCACAAGGACUACGAGCAGGAGCAGGCGAGGAACCAGUUCCUGAACUCUCAGCCACUUCCUCCCCGCAACGACAACCAACAGCCUGGCAGCCGCAGGGGCAGCAGACAACGCCAGGAGGAGAAGCCAAAUGACGAAGGCUGGAACACGGUGGGCUCCAAGUCUCUCCGUAUCGACGCCUCCAAGAUGAGGCUGUCCAAGCAAAGUGUGGUGGAUGAGAACAGCAUCCAGCUGGGGCCCGGGGGUGGCAUGAGCAAGUUUGGCAUGUGGAGCCGGGGCAGCUUUGGUGGAGCGCAGCAGCCUUCACAGGACGACCGGCCCGCACCUGCCAGUAACAGGUUUUCUGCUUUGCGAGAUGAUAAAGACAGGAGGCCGUUCGAGAGAUCUCCUUCCCGUGGUGACCGCGAUGGACCCAACCGCGGCAUGCGCCAGGGCCCCACGGCGGGCCACGGGCGCGGCAAGAUGAUGGCUCGCUCCAGUCAGGAGGGUGAACGCAGAGAUCUGCUGGCCAGUGCAAGGACAAUUGUUGGUGGAAGAUCUCAGAACUCUAGUCGAGACAACAGCUGGAACCGCGAGGACUCCAGGCGGCACCUGGGUCCGCGUGGAUCUCGCGAGGCGGACAACCCCAUGACCCGCAGCGACAUCUCCUUGCGGCCAAACGAGGAGUUCCGCACGCCCGCGCCGCCACCAGCCAAGAAAGUCAAGGAGAUGUCCGAAGAGGAGAUGGAGCACAAGGCCAAGACGAUCCUGGAGGAAUACCUGAGCGUCCGCGACCUGGCUGAAGCCAAGCUGUGUGUGUCUGAGUUGGCGGGCCAGCCGCGUCUGUACCUGGUGGUGACAGCCAGCAUCAACAACGUCCUUGAGGGAACCAACACGGCCCGCGACCUCACCGGCCAGUUCUUCCACGAGCUCAUCAAGAGCAACAACAUAACGCUGGACAUGUACACCAAGGGCUUGAACGAAGUCCUGACGUACGCGGAGGACAUGGUGAUCGACAUCCCCAUGAUGUGGACGUACCUGGCACAGAUGAUCAGCCCGAUGGUCGUGGGAGGCUCUCUCAGCAUGGCCAAGAUGGUGGGCGUGCUGAAACCGGCGCUGGAGUCUCGCUGCUGCGUGCAGCUGCUGUCUCAGUGUCUGUUGCAAAUGAAGGACAAACUGGGUGAUGAUGCCGUGGCCCAGAUGUGGCAGAGCAGCGGCGCCAGCUUCUCAGAUAUUCUCCCCGCGGGCGAGGUGGACGGCUUCCUCAAGGACAAGAAGCUGGAGUUCAUCAACAAGCCCGUGUCGGCGGCGGCCGCCGCCCAAGUCCCCACGCCCGGCCAGCCCGACUGGCUCAAGUUCUCCGAGGAGGUGGAGGCCAUGGUGCGGAACUCGCGGCCCAGCGACGAAGUGAUUGCCUUUAUUGAGAAAACUGUUGGGAAGGAGGUCCAGAACAAGAGCUUUAUCCGUGCUCUGACGACGGCCAUCGCAAGCUCUUCUAUAUCAAGGCCCCCCGGUCCUAUGAAGGCGAACGAGGAUGUGAUAAAGACGCGGAAAGGAAUCCUCCAGCGGUACAUCAAGUCGAACCAGCUGGAACUGCAGGCUCUGUACGCCAUCCAGGCCCUGAUGACCAAGCUGGAGCACCCUUCAGGUGUGAUCAGCUGCCUGUUCGACACACUGUAUGACGAGGAUGUGAUCAGCGAGGACUCGUGCAAGCAGUGGGAGAAGAGUGCGGACCCGGCCGAGCAGGAGGGAAAAGGCGUCUGCUUGAUGCAGCUCACACAGUUCUUCACCUGGCUCAGCGAGAACGAGGAGCCCGAGGCGGCCAGUUGAGAGUGGCCCCCCUCCUAUAGACCCGGGCCGCGAAGGAGUAGGAAUUAUUCAGUAAACCGCAUUUGUUUCCAUUAAAUGAAUAUGAUGAUGAUGAUGAGAGUUGAAAAAAGAUUAUUUUGAAUUGUGUACAUAUAUCUAUAGAUAUAAAUUAAAUGAUGCUAUGAGAAUGCUGCUUUGUUUGUGUGGGAUGCCAGCGACGUGCGACUGUCUCUCAGCUUGAUGAUACUGGACUGACUGACUGACUGACCGACUGACCCUCUGCUGUUGACGGGUGGGAAGAGAGGGUGGUGGGGGUUGCUGUCAGUGUUCAGCACAUGGGAACAAAACCACGGUGCCUAAAGCCUCGUGCCGCUGUGGGAGGUUUAUGAAGUUCUCUAAGAUAGAACAUUGGUCUUGCUGUGUUCUCCUGUCUUGUGGGAUGUGGCAGGAUGUGGUGGCGUUUGGUUUUGUUCCCAUGUACUGGCCUCUGAAAGCGCUUUCACAAACACAAACACACACUUACACACACAAACACACACACACGAAGUAUAUGGAGGGGCAUGUGGUCAGCACUGGGGUAAAUAUUUAUUUAAAAAGCAGACGUUGAUUCCCAGAAGCAUGUUGUAUGUGAUGUACAUAGUUUUACAUUGUGAGCUGUCUCUCUCACAAAAAACUUGUCAUGUCGAUUUCAUGUCUACUGUGUUUGAUGACGGCUAGUGCUGCUCUUGUGUUUGGGCGUGCGCUGGAUGUUUGGAUCUUGAUAGUACCUUCCUAGGUCACCUGUUUGUUUUGUUAGCUCGCCAAGUGCCCCCUCGUGACAGAGGAUGGAGACUCGGUGCUGAGACCUGUGGGAAGGGUAGAACUAAAAUGCCUUCAUCUCUCUCCUUGGGCCCCUGAACCAUGCCAGGACCUGGUUCUUGGGAACAGAAAGUUCUUUUUCCGAAGAAGUCAGUUGGCUUUUCCGCGUAGACAUGUGGAGGAGGCUACUUUCCACUGGGGGCGGCCGAGAAGUGUCCAGCAAUUUGACAGGAUUUUGUUCCCCGCGUAGUCCAUUGUGAGGCUAACUUUGAGGAAUCCUGAGUAGUGUGAGAGUGUCUUGUCACAAGAUGAAGUACGUGCAAGCCGUGAGUGUAUGGUCAGUUGUGGUCAGUCGAUUCCAUUGUUUUAUUUUGUUGCAAUCCUCCUCUCCCUCUCUGACCUCGGGGGGGUUUGUGUAAAUUCCGAGGUCGGAGGAGGUGAGGAGGGUGAUGGCUGCAGCGAGCGGAGAGAUUGGGCGGGCUUGUUGUGGCUGUGUCUUGUCCUUUGACCAUGGUCAGAUCUUGUUUGCUGCCAUACCGUGACAGCGCGGACGUGCUUGUGGUUGCUGCUGUGUCGCACAGUGACGGGCGGACACGCGCUGAAGAACUAGUUAGAACUGCCAGUGUUGAUGACAGCCGUAGCGCUCGGCGAGAGCUAAGCUGUAUCGGGUAGAUCGCAUAAGAGUUGGAAUCAACGCAUGAUUGCGUUUCUUUUGGGGAAUAUUUGGCAUGUUCAAGUAGACUCCUGAGUUCGUUUCUUCUAUCCUGCCUUUGGUCUGUGUUGAGAUAAAGCGAAUGUCUUUGUGCAGACAGCAGCAUCUACAGGAGCCGUCCAACCUGUGAACUUUUUGUAAAUACAACAGAGUUUGCUUAGUUUGUGUUUGGAAGUUGUGCGCUUUUCUUGGCCCACAGGGUUCUCCGUUUCAGCUGUGCUGCAUCUAGGGGUGGCCAUGUAAUCAGGAGUUUCCUUUUUUUCUCAUUUCCUCUCCAAAGUUCUUUCUCCAGAGUCCAAAAAUUCUUGACAAUAUUGAAGUAGAAACAAAGGACUUGUUUUGUUUUUUCAAAACAUUAUUUGAGAUGAUGGCGUCCUGUAUCUGCGCAUGUUUUUAGAGCACUCUACCAUUGUCCUACUGAGCUGGAUGCUUUGUUUCUUUCCCCGUAGAGAGAAGGUCAUGGGAUGUGAGAAAGAUCAGGUCAAUUAUGUAAAGUUAAAAGUUCAGGAAAAUCCACCUGAAAUGUGAGGUUCUGCUGGAGGCUAGGAAUCCCGGUGGAUUGUUUUGUUGAAACAUCCUGGAACACUUUGUCUGUCUGUCUGUCUGCUUGUUCUGGUCCCCUGAAGUGUUAAAUAAUUUAUUGAAAAGACUUGAGAGAACACUUGUGUGUUGCUGUUGUCCUGUGUGUGUUGCUGAGUGGGUCAUGUGGUCAGCUGCCGCUGGACUGGACCUCUCAACCGACGCUUUCGAUGCCUUAUCUAUCGUGUUUGUCAAUUCUGACUGCGGUCCCAGCUGCAGGGUUUGCCGUAGACCUCUCAUCAUGCUCCAUCCUCCAAAUUCCUAGCUUUUGGUUUUUGUUUUUGCUGCCAACAUCGUGACUGGUGCGGGCGUUCUGGGUUAUGUGCCCGUUUGUUGGGUUUAGUCUACCACGAAAUUAAGACGUGCUCGAUUUAUUUGACUAUUUAAACAAAAAAAAUUUUGAGAAAUUAUUCUGUGGCUGUCUCACGAGUUUUUUGCCAGUAGUUUAUAACAGAUCCAGUGGAUGAGUUGCAAGAACAUAAUUGUUUUUUUUUGUUUUGUUUGUUCUGUUCUGUCGUUCUCCCAAUCUCUGAUUGUUUGUGACCAUAUUAUUAUGAUGAUUUUCGUUAUGCUCAGUGUCACAGAAGCUUUUGUUGCGGAUCCUUGCAUCACCAUCACAGACUCCAUACCGUUUUCUUCCUCCGCGCCCCCCGCCCCCCAGACAGAACUAGAAUAUAUGCAUUUGUACAUAUGUUUCCUCCCCCAAUUGCAUCCGAUGUUUCUUCAACACACGACCAGAUCAAGGUAUUUCUGUGGAGAGAAUUGUGGCGCUGUUGAGAGUGAGUGUGUCCUCCCUCUCCCCUCCCCCUCUCACCUCUGUGACCUUGUCAGGGACGUUGCAAGUUUUUUUGUUCUUGUUGAUGACUAUGAUAAUGUGGUGGAGGGAAAUUACAUGCCCAGACGAGUUUUGGUUGGGUUUUUUUUUUUUUCCUCAAGUUUGUUGGUUUUCCUUUUUUGUCCUGGACUUUUCCCCGAACGGUCGGGUCGGGUAGUGAGUGGAGCCGGUCUGUGGGUGUAGCUGUGAGUGGGUCGCGUCACGUCCCGUCAGGUCGCGUGGGCCACGGCUGAUGGGGAAACUGUUGAGCAACUCCUAGAUCUACCACCUCUGCCUGCCACAUUGGGCUUGGCCUGCUUCUGUUGGAUAUACUAUAGGGUUGUAGAGCUAGGGACUCUUUUUUUUAGGAAGAGGAGGAGGAAGGAGAGAAUAAUCCUCCUCCCUCCUUUACUCCCUGUUCGUUGAUGACUGCCAGCCUUUAUUUGUUCCCCGGCGAAGGUUUUUGGGGAAUGUGUGAGGCACAAGCCCACCCAAAUUGUUAUGACUGCUUUGUUGGUGGUCAGUAUCUCUCUCUCUCUCUUUCUCUCUCUAUCUCUCUUUCUAUCUCUGGAUCUGCGAGUAUAGCAGCGCGUUCAUUCCUGGUAGUGAUGACCAUGUCUCUGGUGCAUGUGGAGCUGUGUGUCUGUGCUCCGAGGUUUGCCUGUGUGUGCGAGCCGUGUGCUGGGUGUGUGUUGUGUGCACGCGCCGCCAACACUGGGGCGUCGGGGGCUGUACACGUGAAGUAUUUUUGACUAUAAAAAACGUGCAUAAUUUUAUGCAAUUUACGUGUAUUUUUUGGUUUUGUAAAUACUUUUAAUCUUUUGACAAAAAAAAUCGAAAAAAAAUCACAAAUAAUAAAAAAAAAACUCCUCUAAAA